Lolium rigidum is the source of this 2159-nucleotide messenger RNA. RefSeq names its product FACT complex subunit SSRP1-A-like. Gene Ontology annotation, cellular component: nucleus; FACT complex. The coding region runs from base 10 to 1914 and encodes 634 amino acids. Gene Ontology annotation, molecular function: DNA binding; nucleosome binding; histone binding. NCBI's taxonomy places the organism in Eukaryota, Viridiplantae, Streptophyta, Magnoliopsida, Poales, Poaceae. The record is from RefSeq and is a predicted model, not a curated record. The transcript is spliced from 16 exons.
GCGGUGGAGAUGACGGACGGCCACCUCUUCAACAACAUCCUCCUCGGAGGCCGCACCGGCACGAAUCCUGGCCAGUUUAAAGUGAAUUCUGGAGGGCUUACAUGGAACAGACAAGGUGGGGGGAAGACGAUCAGGAUUGACAAAGAUGAUAUAGCUUCUGUGAAAUGGAUGAAAGUCCCCAGGGCAUAUCAGCUUGAAUUCAGGAUCAAAGAUGGCCUGUGCUACAAGUUUAUUGGCUUCCGGGAACAGGAUGUAAGCAACCUGACCAACUUUAUGCAAAAGAAUAUGGGCAUCUCACCAGAUGAAAAGCAGUUAUCUGUUUGUGGUCAUAACUGGGGAAGGGUUGAUAUAGAUGGAAGCAUGCUUACCUUCAUGGUUGGUUCGAAGCAAGCAUUUGAAGUUUCUCUAGCAGAUGUCUCACAAACCCAGAUGCAAGGCAAAACAGAUGUUCUCUUGGAGUUUCAUGUUGAUGAUACUACUGGUGCUAAUGAGAAAGAUUCACUCAUGGAUAUGAGUUUUUAUGUACCUACAUCAAAUACACAAUUUAUUGGAGAUGAGAAUCGCAAUUCAGCCCAGCUGGUGUGGGAGGCAUUAUUGAAAAGGAUUGAUGGCUCUUCUUCUGAAGAGGCAGUUGUCACCUUUGAAGGAACAGCUAUUCUUACACCAAGAGGACGAUACGCGGUUGAGCUUCAUCUUUCAUUUCUCCGGCUUCAAGCACAAGCUAGUGAUUUUAAAAUCCAAUAUAGCAGCAUUGUCCGCCUCUUUGUUUUGCCAAAGUCAAACAAUCCUCAUACAAUUGUGGUUGUGACUCUUGAUCCACCGAUCCGUAAAGGGCAAACACUGUAUCCUCACAUUGUCAUUCAGUUUGAGACAGAUACAGUUGUUGAGAAAAAAAUGAAAUUAAGCAGAGAGCUUCUUGAUGACAAAUACAAAGACAGGCUGGAGGAAUCUUAUCAGGGUCUAGUACAUGAGGUAUUCGUCAAAGCCCUUCGUGGUCUAUCUGGUUCUAAAGUCACAAGGCCAGGAUCUUUCAGAAGCUUCCAAGGUGGUUAUGCAGUUAAAUCAUCACUCAAAGCUGAAGAUGGAUUGUUGUAUCCACUUGAAAAGGGCUUCUUCUUUCUGCCAAAGCCCCCUACGCUCAUUUUACAUGAAGAGAUUGAGUUUGUUGAAUUUGAACGCCACGGCACUGUGGGCGCCAGUAUGUCAUCUCAGUAUUUCGACCUCCUGGUCAAGCUAAUAAAUGACCAAGAGCAUCUCUUCAGAAAUAUUCAAAGGAGUGAAUACCAUAACCUUUUUAACUUUAUCAAUGGAAAGAACUUGAGAAUAAUGAACCUUGGAGAUGGUCAAGGUACAAGUGGUGGGGUUGCAGAUAUUCUAAUGGACACUGAAAAUGCUGCUGGUGAUGCCUAUAUCGCGAGAAUACAAAAUCAGGCCGGGGAUGAGGAAAGUGACGAAGAGGAUGAAGACUUUGUUCUGGAUAAGGAUGAUGCCGGAUCUCCUACCGAUGAUUCUGGUGGUGAGGAAUCAGAUGCCAGUGAAACUGGUGGUCAAAAAGAGAAGUUAUCCAAAAAGGAAGCCAGUAGUUCAAAGCCACCUGUGAAAAGGAAGCCUAAGGCCAGGGACGGCGAAGGUUCAGAGAAAAGGAAGCCAAAGAAGAAGAAAGAUCCUAAUGCCCCCAAAAGAGCAAUGAUGCCAUUCAUGUAUUUCUCAAUGGCUGCACGGCCAGGAGUGAAGGAGAGCUACCCAGAUUUGCCUCCAACAGAAAUUGCAAAGAAGCUUGGCGAAAUGUGGCAAAAGAUGUCAUCCGAAGAGAAGCAGCCUUACGUUCAGCAGUCUCAGGUCGACAAAAGACGGUACGAGAAGGAAUCUGCUGCCUACCGUGCUGCCGCCCCAGUGGACGUGGACUCCGACUAGACGAUUCAACAACGCUUGUGCAGUUAACACGAUUUAGGAUUUUUUUUUACACGUUCGGGAGAUUCAGGAGUUUGUUAAUCACGAUAGUGCAGUUUGGACAAGAAGCAUGCUAAAAUGAAAUUGCAUAAUAUGAAGGGCUGUUUAUGGGUGGUGGCGCUCAUUGGCAACCCUGCCUUUGAUUCACAGAGACCCUAAUCGCUCGUUAGGAAAGUCCUGGGCAAGUGUUUGAGAUAAUUUAAUAUUCC